GUUUUUGACUCCACCCAAACUCAGAUCUCUUCCUGCUUAUAUGAAGAACAUAAUCACAGAAUCAUCUAAGCAUAAGGAAAGCUUUAACAUACAGAUGAUACGAUGAAUAAGAAUGACUGAAGUAUUGUGAGGGGCAGCAAAGUUGAUGAACAUUUUUGAAGGUUUUUCUCUGGCUUAAAGAUGAUCAUCUGGGGCCGGUUGCACAAGCUGGACAUAUACCAGUUGUACAACUAGUCUUGACGUAAAAUGCGCUUAACGUCCUUUGUAGAAUGCACCAUCUAGGCAUAGUACACGUCUAAGACUUAAUCUUACUUCUAAUCAAGGGUAGGCAUAAGUAUAAAGGCUUGACUGGCAAAAAUAGAGAUAAUCAAAUUGAGGAGACAUUGGCGCGUGUAAUGUACAGGAUACACGACCAGUGGGCUUUCAUGUAGAGUGAGAGACAGCACCAAUAAAUUCCUAUAUAAUAUAUUAUACUUAUAUGAUACAUACUUUGUUAAAUUCAGAACUGUUAGAAUUAAGAAGUAAAUGCAAGUUUUGUACCAUAGUAAUGUGAAGGCCGUUAAAUGCAUAUGUGGGGACGCACACCGUCUACGCUGAGCGAUGCUGUGCCUGGUUGUACUGUAGUUUCAAAUGGUACAACAAGCGUAAAUAUGUUUCACAAAGUCAGACGGAGCUAACCCCAAUGUAGGGCUUACACCCAACUUUUUUCGGUGUCCAGCUGGUGCAACCAGACCCUGAAUAAAUACAGAGAUUGAGAACAGGAUCAUGUCUACCACUGACAGCACAGAGUCUGUUAUUCACAAUCCUGCUCGCAAGAGAAAAAACAGCAUACCAAUUAAUCCUCCUAUGAUGAGUAUUGUUCUGCUGGGUAAAGAUGUGUCAACAAACAGUCAAGUGGGAAACUUCAUGUUGGGAAGAUCAGCGUUUGAUAGUGAAGCUCCUCCAGAUGAUCAUCAGAUUGAGAGAGUCAGAGGAAAAGACAUGAUGAUCAUCAACUGUCCUCAUCUGCUCCAGCUGAACCUCUCAUAUCAUCAGAUCAUACAGACAGUGAGAGAGUGUGUGGAUCUGUCUCAUCCAGGACCUCAUCUCAUUCUUCUGAUCUUUAAACCUGAUGAGUGUUCAAGAGAAGAUCAAGAGCAUGUGGAGAUGAUCCUCAACUCUUUCUCACAUAGUGUUUAUCAACACACACUGGUGCUCACAACACACGACUCUCACAGUGAAGUCAAUGACAACAUAAAGAAAAUCAUAAAAAAAUGCACCAGCAGACACUACAGACUGGAGAGAAAUUCUUCUUCUGAUGAACUUAAAAAGAAAUGUGAAGACAUUGUAAAAUCAAAUGAUGGCCAUUAUCUGAUUUAUGAUGAAUAUGAAGAUGCACAGAGAUUGAAAGUGAAACAGCAGACAGAUGAAAGAGUUGCAGAGGAUGUAAAACUGAAUGUGGUUCUGUGUGGAAGUGACAGAAGAUUAAAAAGCUCCAUAUUAAAGCUAAUGAUGAAGGAGAGCAGCAGAAGAUCAGUGAUGAGAUCAGACUUUAGAAGCAGAGAGAUGAAGGUGUGUGGACGUCUGAUCAAUCUGAUGGAGCUUCCAGCUCUGACUCGACUCUCAGAUGAUGAAGUGAUGCGUCAGACUCUCAGCACUUUGUCUCUCUGUGAUCCUGGAGUUCAUGUGUUUCUCCUCAUCAUUCCUGAUGAUCCACUUAUUGAUGAAGAUAAAGCAGAAAUGAAGAAGAUCCACAGAAUAUUCAGUUCAAGAAUCAAAAACCACAUCAUGGUCCUCAUAAUGCAGAAGUCUGAAGACACAACAGCAGAACUCAAUGAAGCCACACAGUCUGACAUAAAACAUUAUGCAGGACAAUGUCAUGUCUUUGGUCCUAACACACACGCAUCCACAUUAAUAGAGAGAGUCGAGCAGAUGGUAGAAGAUAACAGAGGAGCUUUUUUCUCUACACAAACAUUUUUAGAUGAACAGAUGAAGAUGAAAUGUGAAGAGAUGAAGAGAAAAAUCCACUUACCAGAGACACAAACUGAGAGUCAAGAUCUUCCAGAGAUGAGAGAUGAUGUGAGGAUUGUGCUGCUGGGUAAAACUGGAGUUGGGAAGAGUGCCACAGGAAACACAAUCUUAAACAGAGAAGCGUUUAUAUCUGAAGUAUCUGUUGAAUCAGUGACCAGCGAAUGUCAGAAACAAACAGCUGAAGUCAACAACAGAUUGAUCACUGUGAUCGACACUCCAGGACUGUUUGAUACUGAACGCAGUCAUGAAGAGAUCAAGAAAGAAAUGGUGAACUGUAUCUCAAUGAUUCUGCCAGGACCUCAUGUGUUUCUCUUACUGGUUCCACUGGGACGAUUUACACAAGAGGAGUCAAGAUCAGUGAAGAUCAUUCAAGAGAUGUUUGGUGAAAACUCUUUAAUGUACACAAUGGUGCUCUUCACAAGAGGAGAUCAACUGAGAAACAAAACUAUUGAAGAGUGUUUGGGAAAACCUGGAUCUGUGAUUAGAAACCUGAUAGAAAAGUGUGGAAACAGAUAUCAUGUGUUCAAUAAUACUCAAACUGAAGAUCAAACACAAGUUUCUCUUCUACUGGAGAAAAUAGAUGACAUGGUGAAAGCAAACGGAGGAAGUUACUACUCAUCUAAGAUAUUCAGAGAGAUGGAACGAGAAAAACAUCAACAACAAAUAAAGAAACUGAUGGAGAGAAUUGAACAACUGAGCCGAGAGAAAGAUGAAGAGAAAGAAAGAAUGACGAUGAUGAUGGAGGAAGAACGACAGAGUCAUGAAAGAGAGAAGAAGAAAAUAGAAGAGGAAUUUAAAAACAGAGAAGAGAAAGAGAAACAGAUAAGAGAUGAGAUGAAAAAAGAACGAGAGACAUUAAAAAAUGAAACAGAUGAACUGAAGAAAGAAAAUAAAGAUCUCCUGAUCAAAUAUGAGACACAAACAGACAAACUGAUGAAUACAAUAGAGAAUCAUGAGAGAGAGAGAAAGACAAGAGAAGAUGAGUUUAGAGAGAAAGAAGAGAGAUAUAAAAGAGAAAUCAAAGAGAAAGAGAAAAAGAUGUGUGAGGAGAUGAGAAGAGAACGAGAGGAACGUGAGAAACAGAGACAAGAGGAAAAACAGAGAAGAGAAGAAGAUGAGAAAGAGAAACAGAUUUAUGUUGAACAGUGUGAGAGACUCAAGAGUGAAAUGAAUGAAAUAAUAAAAGAGAAAGAGAGAAUAGAAAGAGAGAAAGAAGAUCAACUAGAAGAGUUUGAGAAGAGAAUACAGGAGGAGAGAAACAUGAGAGAAGAGCAAGAAAAGAUCUCUGAAGAUAAACUGAAACUCAUGAAAGAAGAGAAUAAAGAUGAACUAAAGAGAAGAAGAACAGAGUGGAAAGAGGAAUGUAAAAGAAAGAUAGAAGAGAUGAAGAAGAUCUGCCCUCAAUCACAAGAUGAACUACAGGUGAGUGUCCAAUUCUUUUAUUGA
Molecule: messenger RNA, 3456 nt
Organism: Misgurnus anguillicaudatus (oriental weatherfish)
Lineage: Eukaryota; Metazoa; Chordata; Actinopteri; Cypriniformes; Cobitidae
Source: RefSeq, a predicted model, not a curated record